GCCCGCCCCGCUCCGCCCGUCGCGGCCGGCAAGGGGGCAGGCGCGCCCCACCCGGGGCGGUGCCGGUGCGGCCCUCAGUGACGGGGCUGGGCGGCGCGGCGCGGCGCGGCGCGGCGCGAAGAUGGCGGCGGUGCCGCCGCUGCGUCGCUCCCAGUACCACCACCACCCGCCGCCCGGCCUGGCCUCCCCGUCGCCCGCCGCCGCCUCGCCGCCGCGCAGCCCCAGUCUAGCACCGGCCGCGCAGCGCCACAGCCUGGCCGGCCCCGAGGGCGAGGCGCUCCCCGACGUGGACCGGCCCCCGGCCGCGGAGUGCGCGGAGGGUUCGGGCGCCGCCGCGCCUGGCCCGCCGCCGGGCUCGGGCAGCAGCUCCAGUGGCUCUUCCUCGUCCUCCUCGUCCGCGUCGUCGUCGGCGGCGUCGAGCCCGGCGGCGGAGAGUCCUGAAGCGGCGGGCCCGGGCGCGGCGAGCGGGGCGUUCCGCGAGCUGCUGGAGGCCUGCAGGAAUGGGGACGUGGCGCGCGUGAAGCGCCUGGUGGACACGGGCAACGUGAACGCCAAGGACAUGGCGGGGCGCAAGUCCACGCCGCUCCACUUCGCCGCCGGUUUUGGAAGGAAGGAUGUUGUAGAGCACUUGCUGCAGACAGGAGCCAAUGUUCAUGCUCGUGAUGAUGGAGGACUGAUACCCCUGCACAACGCCUGCUCCUUUGGUCAUGCAGAAGUGGUCAGUCUGCUGCUGUGUCAGGGGGCAGACCCAAAUGCUAGGGACAACUGGAACUACACUCCUUUGCAUGAGGCUGCUAUCAAGGGGAAAAUAGAUGUGUGUAUUGUGCUGCUGCAGCAUGGAGCUGAUCCAAACAUUCGGAACACUGAUGGGAAAUCUGCACUGGAUCUGGCAGACCCUUCAGCAAAAGCUGUACUCAUGGGUGAAUACAAGAAGGACGAACUCCUGGAAGCUGCUAGGAGUGGUAAUGCAGAAAAGCUGAUGGCUUUAUUGACUCCUUUAAAUGUGAACUGCCAUGCAAGUGAUGGGCGUAAGUCCACUCCUUUACACCUAGCAGCUGGCUACAACAGAGUUCGGAUAGUCCAGCUUCUGCUUCAGCAUGGUGCAGAUGUACAUGCAAAGGACAAAGGUGGUCUUGUGCCUCUUCAUAAUGCAUGUUCUUAUGGACACUAUGAGGUUACAGAGCUGCUGCUUAAGCAUGGUGCCUAUGUGAAUGCUAUGGACCUCUGGCAAUUCACCCCGUUGCACGAGGCAGCUUCCAAGAACCGUGUGGAGGUCUGCUCCCUCCUGCUGAGCCACGGCGCCGAUCCCACCUUGGUCAACUGCCACGGCAAGAGUGCAGUUGACAUGGCUCCAACGCCUGAGCUCAGGGAGAGACUGACCUAUGAAUUCAAAGGACACUCUCUACUGCAAGCAGCCAGAGAGGCAGACCUAGCCAAAGUGAAAAAGACACUUGCUUUGGAGAUCAUUAAUUUUAAGCAGCCACAGUCGCAUGAGACAGCACUGCACUGUGCUGUGGCUGCUGUGCAUCCGAAGAGGAAACAAGUUACAGAACUAUUGCUCAGGAAAGGAGCUAAUGUAAACGAGAAAAACAAAGAUUUCAUGACACCUUUACAUGUUGCAGCUGAAAAAGCUCAUAAUGAUGUUAUGGAAGUUCUGCAUAAACAUGGAGCAAAGAUGAAUAUGCUGGACACACUUGGUCAAACAGCAUUGCACAGGGCUGCGUUAGCAGGGCACUUGCAAACCUGCCGGCUGUUGCUGAGUUAUGGCUCUGAUCCCUCCAUCAUCUCUUUGCAAGGCUUCACAGCAGCACAGAUGGGAAAUGAAGCAGUGCAACAGAUCUUAAGUGAAAGUACACCUGUGCGCACAUCUGAUGUGGAUUAUCGGUUGUUAGAAGCAUCCAAAGCUGGAGACUUGGAAACUGUGAAGCAACUUUGCAGCCCUCAGAAUGUGAAUUGCAGAGAUCUGGAAGGCCGUCAUUCAACACCACUGCACUUUGCUGCAGGAUAUAACCGCGUAUCAGUGGUGGAGUAUCUCUUGCAUCAUGGAGCAGAUGUGCAUGCCAAAGAUAAAGGUGGUUUAGUACCCCUGCACAAUGCCUGUUCUUAUGGACACUACGAAGUGGCUGAACUCUUAGUGAGGCAUGGUGCUUCUGUCAACGUGGCAGACCUGUGGAAAUUCACUCCUCUACAUGAAGCAGCAGCAAAAGGAAAAUAUGAAAUCUGCAAAUUGCUUUUAAAACACGGAGCUGAUCCAACAAAAAAGAAUCGAGAUGGGAACACUCCUCUAGAUUUGGUGAAAGAAGGAGACACAGAUAUCCAGGACUUAUUGCGAGGAGACGCUGCCUUGCUAGAUGCUGCCAAGAAGGGGUGCCUGGCACGAGUGCAGAAGCUGUGUACUCAAGAAAAUAUCAAUUGCAGAGACACCCAGGGAAGAAAUUCAACACCACUGCAUCUUGCAGCUGGUUACAACAAUUUGGAAGUAGCUGAAUACCUUCUUGAGCAUGCUGCUGAUGUAAAUGCCCAGGACAAAGGAGGAUUAAUUCCCCUACACAAUGCAGCAUCCUAUGGGCAUGUGGAUAUAGCAGCAUUGUUGAUCAAAUAUAAUACAUGUGUAAAUGCAACAGACAAAUGGGCGUUCACACCUUUGCAUGAAGCUGCACAAAAAGGAAGGACACAGCUCUGUGCUCUGCUAUUAGCUCAUGGAGCAGAUCCAACCAUGAAGAACCAAGAGGGUCAGACACCACUAGACCUGGCAACAGCUGAUGAUAUCCGAGCUUUGCUGAUAGAUGCAAUGCCUCCAGAAGCUUUGCCUACGUGCUACAAGCCUCAAGCUACUGUUGUUAGUGCCUCUGUGAUCUCACCAGCAUCUACACCGUCCUGCCUCUCUGCUGCCAGCAGCAUAGAUAACCUCACAGGGCCACUGGCAGAACUGGCUGUAGGAGGGGUAUCAGAUGCUGGGGAUGGAGCAGCAGGAAGUGACAGGAAGGAAGGAGAAGUUUCUGGUCUUGACAUGAACAUUGCCCAGUUCUUAAAAAGCCUGGGUCUUGAACACCUUCGGGACAUCUUUGAGACAGAACAGAUAACCCUGGAUGUGUUGGCUGACAUGGGGCAUGAGGAGCUUAAAGAAAUUGGGAUCAAUGCGUAUGGACACCGCCACAAAUUAAUAAAGGGUAUGGAGAGACUUUUAGGAGGUCAGCAAGCAGGUGCCAAUCCUUAUUUGACUUUCCACUGUGUGAGUCAGGGGACCAUUCUCCUUGACCUUGCUCCUGACAAUAAGGAGUAUCAGUCCGUAGAAGAGGAGAUGCAAAGUACAAUCCGGGAGCAUCGGGAUGGUGGAAAUGCUGGUGGGAUCUUCAGCAGAUACAGGGUCAUCAGGAUUCAAAAGGUAGUGAACAAGAAGUUGCGGGAGAGAUUCUGUCACAGACAGAAGGAGGUCUCGGAGGAGAAUCAUAAUCAUCACAAUGAGCGCAUGUUGUUUCACGGGUCUCCUUUUAUUAAUGCUAUCAUUCACAAAGGAUUUGAUGAAAGGCAUGCAUACAUUGGAGGAAUGUUUGGAGCUGGAAUUUACUUUGCCGAGAACUCCUCAAAAAGCAACCAAUAUGUGUACGGAAUAGGAGGAGGAACUGGCUGUCCCACACACAAAGACAGGUCCUGUUACAUCUGCCACAGACAAAUGCUCUUCUGUAGAGUGACCCUUGGAAAAUCCUUUCUUCAGUUCAGCACAAUGAAAAUGGCUCAUGCCCCUCCUGGGCACCAUUCUGUUAUCGGCAGGCCAAGCGUGAAUGGACUUGCUUACGCCGAGUAUGUUAUCUACAGAGGAGAACAGGCAUACCCAGAAUAUCUCAUUACAUACCAGAUUGUGAAACCAGAAGCUCCCUCACAGACAGCAACAGCAGCAGAAGAAAAGACCUAGUAGCUUCAGAGCAGUGAAGAAGGAUGUAACUUCAAUCUUGGACUGGAUGGAUACUUGUUUCAAAAAAUCAGUAUCACAUAAAACUCUUAACAACCUGGAAAUAAUCUGUAUGCCUUUUAUAAAGUAUUGCUGUCUUGAUGAAUAUGAUGAGUAACUCUUGCAUACUCAACUGCUACUGUUCCUCUUGAGGAAAGUUUACAAGGGACUGCCUUUUAAUACCAUAUCUCAGGCUCCUAGUCUCUGCAGUUACCAUGUGUAAAAUAAUAUUGUUUUGAUCUAGACAGUGGGAACAUUAUUGUGCAAAUGGAAAUCUUUAUUGGUGCCAUCUCACAUGUUAAAAUUUCAGGCACUACUUUUCUAGUUAUUUUAUUUGCAGAUAAAUUGCAUUAAGCCCAUCAUUUUCUUUUCAGCAUACACCAUUCAUUUCCUGUUUUCAAGAGAUCCUGUUUAUUCUCCUUUUGUAUUCUGAAGUUGAGCCAUAACCUUCCUGUAGAUAUUUUGCACAAAGUCAAGUCAACUAAAAUCGUUAACAAUGCAAUAUAAUUUUCAUCUGAGGAGGGGCUAGGACAAGUUCUUCAAUAUAGGGGGUUUUUUGCACACGUUUGAGCAAACGAUGACAUGAGUGAAUGUAACUUUAGAGUGGAAACAAAUUAUGUCAGUUUGCUGCCUUGUCUGUGUGAGUUUUCUGGGGGAAGCCCUGAGAAGUGUUUGCAAGGGUAAAACCAGCUCUUGGGCUUAGAAGAACUUCAUGAAACAGAUCCAUGCCCUCUGCUGCCAUCUCUAAAAGAACAUUUUAUAAGGCUCCUGUUAAGUACAUGCAGCUUGUGAAAUGUUCUCCAGUUACAGCAGUGUAUGGUUUUGCUGGGAGAAGCAGGUGAAAAGUCAUAAGAUUUCAUACAGGAGGGUGUAUCUGGUUCAUGUCUCUCAGUAAGAUGAGACCCAGUAAAUGGGUUUCAGGCUAGUAAGGGAGAGUGUAUUACAGCAGUUUCCUGUCACAUCUUUGUGUGUGACAUCACAGUUGAAGAGCUUAAGGGAUUUACAAAAGUAAUAUUUUUUUUUAAAUAUCGAUUUUACAUUUUGAUGAGAAGAAAAUUUUAAAGUAUCAGUUGGCAAGCGGAUUUGUUUGCAGGUGUACCAGAGAACAAAGUUAGGAUUUAUUCACUUAAUACCCUUCUUCCCAAAUUCCCAGGUUUAUUUUGCUGGCUAGGAGAAAGUUAUUUUUAAGCAUUGCAUAACACAGCAUCAAACAGUUUCAAAAGUCCCCCUCAUGGUGGAUAUGGAUUUAACAAAAGUAGAAACUGUUUCUUUUUAGUGGUGUUUUACAGUUUCAGAGAAGGUUGAAGAUAAAGACCUGUUAAUUUUUUUCCUAACAACCAAUACCAGGAGAUGUGUGUCAGUGUUGACCAUGUAACAAGUGGAGGAAGAAAAUGUUCCUUUGGACACAACAUGUUGUACAUUACCCCAUCAACCAGCACUAUUUAGUAUCUGAUGAUCCAGUUCAUGCAUUCAGGUUUUAUCCCCCUUAAAGCAAGAAAGCAACAGAAUAGUGUGCUCUUAGUUCAUAAAAAUAUAUGUGCUCCCCACAAGUGGGAUUUUGCUAACAUGUUUGUAUAAAACAGAUUUAAUCCUGAAGAGUGUUUCACUUUCAGCAUUAAGACACAACAUUUUUAUUUUUAACGUUGAGACAUUAAUGUUAAAGCAAAUCAUCCUCAUAAGAAAUAUCACCCACUGUAAAAUCAGUCAUUUGAUGCAAUAUGGCUACCUGAAAAUCAUGUUUGUAAUAUCUCUAAAGAAAUAGCAAUACUCUGACAGAACUUGAACUCUGAGUUUUACUUUUCUUGAGCUGACAGGGGAUAUAUGGUUCUCGCUUCAUUUUGUGACCUGAUUAAAUAUGUAGCUUUGAAGUCCCAGCCAGGCUCUAGCCUAGUUGUCCUUUUAAACAAGUUUCUUUGAUAAGAUUGGGUGCUCGUAUUUUGGCUACUUGUUUCAUAGUGUUAGGAUUGCAAAGAUCACCACUAGGCUUUGAAGCUUUGUAUUCACCAUUUAAAUUUACAGUUUGUGUUUCAUUUAGUUAAUAAUGGAGUGAGGGGAUGUGCCUAUCUGCACUAGGGUUUCAGAUAGUGACCAGAGCGAGUGCUGCUCUCUGUCCCCAGUUAGACAUAGUUUUAAAUGGUGAAACAGCUGUGCUGCUUAGGUGAGCAAAAUGGUUAAUGUGGGUGUGAAAGUUAAAAGCUUUACAUCUUUCAAAAACAAGAACAAAUGUAAAAAGAAAAACCCCACUGAGCCCACACCAGAUGCUGUUCUUUGUUGUUUCCUAUGUGCUGGUUGAACUAAUGGCUAGUCUGGAUUCCUUUUUACAGCCUGAAACUUCUAGAGGAUAAAAAUAGCCUGGAGGAGACUGAGACCUCAUUGGGGUCUUCAACAUCCUCAUGAGAGGAAGUGGAGAGGCAGGUACCAAUAACUUAAUUCCCGUGACCAGUAACAAGACUGGAGGAAACACCAUGAAGCUGAGUCAGGGGAGAUUUAGGUUGGAUAUUAGGGAAAAGGAUUUUCACCCAGAGGUUGGGCACUGGCACGGACUCCCCAGGGAAGUGGUCACAUCACCAAGCCUGACAGAGUUCAAGAAGCAUUUGGACAACACUCUCAGGCACCUGGUGUGACUCUUGGGGCUGUUCUGUGCAGAGCCAGGAGUUGGACUCAAAGAUGCUGAUGGGUCCCUUCCAACUCAGCAUAUUCUGUGAUUCUACUUUCCAGUAUCUUUGAACUGCCAAUGUUAAUGUCUUGAUAUUCUGUGCAGAGUAAAGGUGCUGUGUGAGGAAA
Messenger RNA from Prinia subflava (tawny-flanked prinia), 6733 nucleotides. Its product is annotated as poly [ADP-ribose] polymerase tankyrase-1-like. Lineage: Eukaryota; Metazoa; Chordata; Aves; Passeriformes; Cisticolidae. The record is from RefSeq and is a predicted model, not a curated record. Bases 122 to 3913 code for a protein of 1263 amino acids. Gene Ontology annotation, molecular function: NAD+ poly-ADP-ribosyltransferase activity; protein binding. The transcript is spliced from 27 exons.